AUGAAAUCGACCUUCACAGUCUUCCACCUGCCGCCAGCGGUCUUGGACGGGCUGUUUCUGUCAGACAAGCUGAAUGCAGUGAGCAAGGCCGAGAAGCCGCAACAGACAGCUUCCACGCACUACUCGACACCGCAGGUCGACCACGCUCAGGACGCCAGCAUGAAGGACCUGUCUGCGCGCAUAGCCUCUGCUACCUGCCAUACCUGCGGCGGCGUAGCCUUUGCAGACGCGCUUGAGCAGCGCGCACAUUUCAAGACCGACUGGCACCGCGCAAACAUGGCACGCAAGCUUGAGUGGCGGCAAACCCACGCACACGCAAGCGAAGAGGACCACCCCUGGCAGCCCGUCGCCAAGGAUAUGUUUGCCGAUGCAGACACGCCUGGAUCGAGCGAGAGCAGCAGCGAGGACGAGUCGAUCUGGAGCGAGUCGGACAUCAGCGCUGUUGGCGAUGAGCCGAAAAGCAGCACAAAGACCAAGCAGCCGGCUGUUGCGCGGCCAGCGGCGAGCAGCAGCGAUGAGCAUGUGCUGGUGGAGGGCAAAGAGACAGAGACGCAGGCUCCUGAAGGCAUUGCGACAGUCUACGGCGUGCACCGGCGAAUUCUGGUGCCAAAGACCCAGCACAACGUCCAUAUCGACCGCGACCAGGCCCUGCACGACCUGAUGGCAAUGCAGCACCUCCCGCCGCCCAAAAAGACAAUGCUGGAACUGAAGAUGGAGAAACUGGCGUUGUCACAGAAAAGCGGGGCAUCGAAGCCCACCGUUGUGCCUGUGCCAGACCUCAGCCAUACCAGCCUGUGGGCAGUGCUGAGCGUCAACGGCGGAUACUUUGCUGGUGCGAUCUUCGACAACCGCACUGGCACGGUGAUCGAGCACAAGACAUUCCAGCGCUACACCACCCGUCGCAAGCAGGGUGGCUCGCAGUCACGCCAGGACAACGCCAUGGGGCGCCCAGCGAAAAGCGCCGGUGCCCAGAUCCGUCGCUACAACGAGCGCAUGCUGCUGGAGGACAUCCAUGCAUUGAUGGGCCAGUGGAGUCUGCUGCUCGGUGCCUGCUCGCGCGUUUUUGUACGCGUCGCCCGCGGCAACCGCAAGGGUUUCUUCGGCUCGGCCCUCUCAUGGGAUGACCCGCGCGUGCGCUCGUUGCCCGUUCCCAUGGCGCGCCCGUCGCUGGCUGAGCUCGAGCGUGCAUACACCGAGCUAAUUGCUGUCAAGGUCAAGACUGUCGAUAUGGCUCGGCUUGCCCCCCGCCAGGACCCGGCUGACGAUGCGAACCAGGCUGCCCCCGAAGUCAGCGGCUCCGAAAGCGACCAUACGCUCGACCCCGAGCCGCGGCCUGACUUGAUGGCGUUCCUCUACCACUUCGCCAACAUGAUGUUUGACGAGUCCCAGUCAGACGACACUCUGGUCGCAUACCUGGCCGAGCACCAGGCGCAGCUCCUGGACGCGCUCGGCGACCCGGCCAUGGAUCUACGCUACCUCGAGUCCACCGACAAACUCGAGGCACACAAAACCCCUACACUGCUGCACCUGGCCGCAUCUCUCGGCCGCUGCGGCCUGAUUCCUUUCCUGAUUGACAACGGCGAAGACCCAACUGUCACCAAUGGCCGCCCGCCGCUCUUUGCUGGCGGCAAGACCGCCUACGAGGUCUCCAAGGACAAACGCACCCGCGACACUUUCCGUGUAUACCGUUCCGAGCACGAAAGCGACAUUGACGGCGUCGCCUGGUACAAGGCGCGUGUCCCCGAGCCCCUGACGCGCGAGAAAAUGAAGGAGAACGACGAAAAGGCAAAGGAGAAGCGCCGCAAGGAGCGCGAGCGCCGGAAAACCCGCGAAAAAGAAAAGAAAGAAAAGAAAGAACGCGCGCUGGCCGCCGAGCAGCUCGACCAGAAGGCCAUGGACGACGCGCUGGAAUUGGCCGAAAAGCGCAAGCAGGAGGAGCGCACAUGGCGGGACAACAUCCACAGCAUGUCUGAAAGCGAGCUUAGGACCCGCAUGCUCAGCAUGGCGUACGCAUCGGCAAACAAGACUUGGGAAAAAUCAGGAAAGAAGCAGCCACCGAAGCAGUCUGCUGUGCCAGUUCGUCCCGUGUCGCCAACCACACAGCGUGCUAUUGACCGUGAGCUUCGCUUUAAGGCGUUUGAGCGCCGGCAGCAGCAGCAGCAGCAGCAAUCUGUGCCAACAAGUAGUACGCGGUCUACUGACUCAUGCACGCAUUGUGGCAAAUCUCUGCAUGGCCUUGUUCCGUUUGAGCAGUUCGACUGGAGAUGCUGUAGUAUUGACUGCCUUCAUAGUCGUCAAGCAGAAUUUGGCAUUUAG
Molecule: messenger RNA, 2316 nt
Organism: Linderina pennispora
Lineage: Eukaryota; Fungi; Kickxellomycota; Kickxellomycetes; Kickxellales; Kickxellaceae
Exons: 2
Coding region: 1-2316 (771 amino acids)
Molecular function (GO): protein binding
Source: RefSeq, a predicted model, not a curated record